AUGCGCCAACCAGAAUUGCCUGCUGAUCAGGAUCAGGUCGGAGGCGCUGACUGGGACCACUUCGCAGUGCCCGCUGAGAAGACUGACCGGCAGGGAAUGUGCCGACUGGAACCACAGGCUCUCGUCGUAGAGAUGGGGCGCCGUCAGCCUGCUGAACAGGCUGGCAGGACGAUGACCGGUGCCACCUCCCGCAGAGGUGAGGACCAGCCAUGGUGUGCUGACCGGAACCGCGGCGCAGUGUCCACGGAGAAGACUGACCGGCAAACAGGCUGGCAGGACGAUGACUGCUACCACCUCCCGCAGAGGCGAGCACCAGCCAUGGGGUGC
This is a messenger RNA of Brenthis ino (lesser marbled fritillary), 327 nucleotides long. The record is from the annotation of a GenBank genome assembly. Lineage: Eukaryota; Metazoa; Arthropoda; Insecta; Lepidoptera; Nymphalidae.